UUGGCGUUUAGUUUCGCCUUGGGUUUAGUUUUAGUAAGUUUGCUGUCUGAAUGUGUUGCGGUUCGGUUCAUUUUGUGGCAAAUUUGUUUCGGCAAGCAAAAUGCGGCACGUGUCGGAGAUUUGAUGUUAUGUGAAUAAAGCAACAGUGCAGACCUGCAGCGGUACUACAGCAAACAAUGAUGGAGGACAGAAGGUUAGAAACGUCAGAGGAGAAAAAGUGUAAAGAUCCUCCUCAGCUGUUUACCUACUAUCAAGGCGACAUUAACACUGCUGUGGAUGAACACUUCUUCCGUGCCCUAAACAAGGCCACCAUACCAAAAGACCUGAGCACUAAAGCCAAAGACAACAACAGGACUUACAAAUCUGAUGCCCCCCAAUCUUCGUGGUCUUACCCUUACAACCCGAAGCUGUCCCAGCUGACAUCCAUAGACAAUGUACCUCAGUCCCAGGGGGUAAUUAUGAAUCCCCCAGGAUUAUCAUCGUCAUCGUCUUCAUCGUGGCUUUCCAGACAGAGCGCAGGUUUUGAAGUUCCUCACAUACUCUACCCACAGCCUCCAGCUUCUGAGAGCAGCUCCAACUCUUACCUUAAUCUCUUACAAAUGGAUCGGCCAGCCGGGGGCAUCAUGAUCUCACCCUUUUCCAAAUCAGAUACUAGGCCAGAUUGGAGUGCCGGCACAGCCUAUAAAGACGUACCUGGAAGCAGGAUCGGCCUAGAUUCAGGUGUGCCCGUCACAGAAGUCAGUAAAGAUUUGUACUGGUAUUGAAGAAGUGAUUUCUGGCUCACAACAAGAAGAAAUGCCAUUGUUCAGCAUAAGACUGUCUUAUAUAUUAUGUAAGAGUGCUGUGCUUUGGACAUCUGACAGAGUGACUCAAACAAUAACAUUCAUGGUGUCAAAUUCCUUAGAGAUUAAUGGUAGUUAUUUGCGUCUUAUUGUUAUUGAGCCAUAAGUGACUCAGUAUAAGCUAGCUUUAAACUUAUAAGAGAUCUGAAAUGGUUCACUUCUCGGGUGAAUGGGAAAUCUAUUUAUAUCAGGAUGUGCUAUACCAAAAACAGUGACUUUAUAUUUGAAGAUAAAAAUUGUUGUAUAUAAUAUUCUGUGUUUUGAAAUAAAACAUUAUUACUGUACACUUUUUAAUUUCUAUGUGUAAGAAAAAUUUAAAACCUAAAUUACAAGCAUGUCUUCAGAGCACAAAACACAGAAGUUCAAACGUAGUUUGAACACCAUAAAUUAUGAUUUUUUUCAUUGAUAACUAUUAAUAUAAAGGCAGCUAUUUACACUAAGUAAAAAUAUAGAGAUAUUUUAUUUACUCUAAAUGACAAUAUCAGCAUUUUCUGAGCUAUAUGCUUUUUAUCAAACUAUCAAAUUAUAAAAUGAUUAAACUUAAAUAAAAAUAGUGUAAAUUAGAGUUGCGCCGAUAUUAAUUUUUUUUCACCAAUAGCUGAUUAUUCAGACUGAUAUUGUCCGAUACUGAUGACGAUAGUUUGGUGGAUAUAUUAACUUGCAUUCAUUCAUGACAAAUAAUAUUCUAAACUAGUGAUGUUUUUUUUAUUGCAUUUCCUGUUCUUUCCUGCAUUUCCUGUUCUCUUUUGAUUGACAGGAUAUAUUGGCCAUGUUUUUGGACUGUUUUUAAACUAUUGGUCGAUAGUGUGAAAAAUAGCUUUUAUCGACCGAUAACGAUUAUUGGCUAGUAUU
Molecule: messenger RNA, 1694 nt
Organism: Misgurnus anguillicaudatus (oriental weatherfish)
Lineage: Eukaryota; Metazoa; Chordata; Actinopteri; Cypriniformes; Cobitidae
Biological process (GO): regulation of DNA-templated transcription
Cellular component (GO): nucleus
Source: RefSeq, a predicted model, not a curated record